AUGACGGACUAUUCUAGUAAAAGGCCUGGAUUUCAGCUUCAUCUACAAAAGGCUCGAGGCUUUCAAGGCAGCCGGCAUCAUCCCCCUGUACCGAAGGUUUGGAUACGCUUUUUCUGACUACAAAAACCGUAAAAACCGACGAAAGCUAAAGAUCGACUUCUACAAGUUCAUUGAACUUCACAUCACAAUUAUUAAUUUUGUCAUCUACUCUUAGGCUGGCAUCUUUGAAUAUUGUUACUAAUUAAUCCAUGAAAAAUGUCAUUUAUUAGGUUCCCAACCUCCGCUGCGAAUAUAUUGAAAAAAUCGAGUCCAUCCUUUUUGAUGUUUCAGAAACUCGACAGAAAGACUAUGCGGGCUCUUCAAACAGGAAAUUACCUCGAUUUUAAAGAAGACUUUGAGAGAGCAUUGUCAACUGUUAACACGGAUAAGAGACGCGAUGUCCGAUUAAACGUGGAUAUAACAACACCUGAUGGCUUGCGAUCUAAAGGUAAAUUUGUUAUCGUAAUUCUCAAAAGUUAAGCAAAAGUGUUUAUAUACCUGGUGUAAACUAUUCCACAUUGCAUGAGGCGAAAAGGCUUCAGCCUUGUCACGAAACUGAUUUGGCAUUUAAUAUUUUCGCAUUACGCAAAUUCUUUAUUUUGCGUUAUUGUUUCAGUAAGCUGUUGAAAGACAGGGUUUAAUAAAAAUUGUAAAUUGCUAUUGUUAACAUUAUGAAACUAAAACAUUUAAAAAGGUUACUUAAGCCAGACUUAUUUUACUCACAAGCCGAAGCUUGAAUUUCGACAAUUCGAACAAAAAUUCUCGUAAAAUCGAGUUUUCUUUGGGCUUCUGCUAAAAAGGAAAAGAGAAAUUAAUUCUUUUUCGAGUAAAUAAAGCCACCUGAAAGGUAAGUCUAACAAAACUGACACUAAAUGUAAAGUGUUCACUUAUAGUUUAAUCCUCUGAAGCUCGUCUCACUAAAUAAUGAAUCCAGCAGUCACUGUUUGUUGUUUACUAACAGAUUAGAAAAAUAAAAUAAACUUUUUCAUCAAAAGUUUUGAAGUGGAUAACAACAAUACUUUGACCUUUGGUGCGCGACUCUUUUUUUCUGUGCGAUUCUGGAAUUUUCAGCGAGUAUAGUAGUAUUUAAAACCUUUUGUGAAAAUGACACCAACAGCUUUUUUUGUAAACAAAUCAGGCGGGGUCUUAUAAUUAUUCUUCAAAAAAAUAUUCAACGUAUUUACCCGCGAAAGAGUCAUUCCACAAAAAAAAAAAAAAAAAAAAAAAAGAAAAAGGAAAAAAGAAAAAGAAAGGAAGGAAGGGCCUACAGUUAAGUUGAAAGGAUAAAAAUGGGGGGAAAUUGUAAAAACUAAAAAUUUAGUUUUAUUUUUUUUUAUUUUUUUAUCAUUUCNUGAAGGAAUGUCCUAACUUUCAAUUUGAAGGACUAAGAUUGGACGAAAUUCUAUAAGCUGAAAACUCAAUGCUAAGCAACUGGAGAACUAAGGCAAUGCAGGAGCCUGGCCAAUGAGCCGGUUUUGAGUGAAUAGGCAGCUGAAUAUUGGGACGUGACGCAAUCAAGAGCUUUUUUAAUUUUUUUUUUUUGUCUUAGCCAUUCACGCGGACAAAGCUCUGCUUGAAAAAUUCAUUCAGCCCACAAUGGCGCUUGUUGAGGAGGCCUGGUGCGGAGAAGCAACUACCACCAAACGAAACAGAGGUGGGCAUAGACUUUUUUAGUUCAGGGCCCGGUUCCUGUGAGACGGAUUAGCGCUAAUCCAGGAUUAAAAUUUUUGUUCCGUUUUUGUAUUUUACCUUCCUGUGUAUUGUUUUGAGUAACAUUUUGUGUUAUCAUUACUGUAUCUCGGAGUCAGAAAGGCUAAACAGUAAACUCGAGUUGCAUGUUCUCAGACAAAAAACCUUGUCUAAAAUUUGGCUUAAUCCUGGGUUAAACUUAAUCAUCUUUCGAGGAACUGGACCUAGGUUAUUUAAUCCGUUACGAUGAUAAAGAAGUGGGGAAACAAAACUUUUUGUAUAAAAAGAGCCGGAGAUGCUCGUCGUUCAGCAGCCUACGAGCAAUCUCUCUUGGGCGCUCUGGUCGAGGGGUUUUCCCGCCCCCCGCCAGUGCGCUCCCGAGACCUCGCUCGCAGGCUAGUCGUCCCGCCAUGGCAGGAGUUUAAAUUGCAGCCUGAGAUUACCAUUGCGGUUUUUCAGGACCGGAUCGGAACUCUAAAAUUUUGACCCAUACACCUAUUGUUUGAAUACAGAACGCUCAGAAGAAAAAAAAAGGAACUAGAAUCCAUUCAAUAAAUUGUCCUUCUCAUCUAAUUGAAUGGUAUCCUUUAAGAAAUUAUGGUGAAAUAAAGCUUGAACAACACCGGGCCCAGGUUCAUCUUCAAUUUUCAGAACAUCAUCCCCUCCCCCUUCACUUAAGAGUCGCCCCCAACCCCACCACCAACCCCGGGGACAAAAUGAUCAAAAACUUACAGCAAAAGAAUAAAUAAGCUACCUGGUAGAUGGCCUGGAUGGAUCACAGGGAUCACUUAGGGUUCCUCAUUGGCAAGCGAAACCCGAGUCAGACCUUUUCCUAUGUGCGACGAUCGUGAUAUAACAUAUUGUGAAAAACAACACGUUUUAUGACAGAUCUCCAGAUUCGUAAGAACACGAUGGCGUGGAAAGGUACCUUUGUAAGAUGCGGAAGGAAAUUAAGAGUACACUUACAACUGUCAAAAGUAUGAGACAAAUCAACGCCCUAAUGCCAUCUCGCCACUAAGCGGGUCAGAGGACUUAACCAGCGACCAGGCUAAAGCACGAAGGUCGGCUGAAGGGAAGGGAAGAAGGACCUUCCGAUCGCAGGUUGCAGAGGUCUGUUCUCGAGACAUGAUCAAGUACGAAAUAAACCCUGCCCUGUACACGCAGGGUUUAAGAUUUUCUGACUCUCUACAAAAUGCCCCAGUUGAUAAAUUGGGCUUGGUAUUUGGAUGAUAUUGCUAUUGCAUGGUAGUGAAAAGAUGCUUAGUCUUCUUUGAUAACGGCACUCAAGGGUCCAGUUUCCGACCGCUCCGUGCUUUGCGCAAUGCUGAAACUGAGUCUUGUUCUUUUUGCAGAUCGACUGUUCGGUUUGGCGGGGCAGAAGAUUGAACUGCACUCUCGACCAGAAAAAACUGAGGUGAGUGAAAAUUGAAUGGGAACUGGUCUGUGCUUCCCUGUCUCUUGUUUGGUGAACUGACAAAUAAAACUGGAUUGGCGCGACCCUGUUUCGUGAUCUCGCGAUUACCUGUGGCAUAACUAGAGAGGUUAGGCAUCACGUUUAUUUCAAACGGCAAACGCGAAUUUCUUCCACGUGACCAAGUUUCCCCUUUACUUGUCGUUUACUGUUCAUUAUUUCUACACAGAAAUUAGUAGUUUCACGCAAUUUUUUAUCCAUAAGAAUUGUUUGAAGCUGUUUUUAUCUGCUCAUUUUAUAUUUUGAGAAAUUCUCAAGUGGAAUCCGAUGUUUGCCGUUUGCCGUAUACGUGAAGCUUAAUCCCUCCACUGUAUACAGCUGUGUACAGCAAGGACUAGAACUGAAAAAUUCUCAAUUUCUUGGGGGCGUAGUGUUCAAAGAGUUCACAUCAGCCAAUGAAAUGACUAAAAGAAUCCGUUCACCACCAAAACAACAAACAUGUAUGCCGUCAACGGUUUAAACCGUGUAAUGUGAAAACUACCCUGAACGAAGAGGCCAGAAUUGAGGUCUCUUGCUUGUUUGUUUUUUGCCCUCAAUCUUCGGUCUUUGCUCAAAAUUCAAUGACUAAAAAACGCGUGGAUCGAGUUAUCAGCGGGUACGUUCUAACCUCAGUAUGACAACCAAACCCAAGCCUAUUAACAGAUUUUUGUUUUAAGAGGCCAUAUUUUUAGAUAACAGUGCAAACUUUGCUCGGAUAAGAAAUAUGUUAUGUUAUACGAUAUUGUUAUAUUUGACGUUAGAGUGCGCAUUUUCUUUAGGGGAAGAAGAUUUCUCCCGCUUUGCCUGGUGUUAAUAAGUGGCUUAAGUCGUCAAAUGAAUAUGGUAAGUUUUUAAAAAAUAUUGCAACUAUACAAGGCCAGUAUCGACAAGCUUAAUUAUUUUCCAUAUUAGCCAAUGAUUGUGCCACCUACCGGCAAGAGUAUCGUCAGUACAGUGCUUUUUACGUUUUGUUUUUCUCAUUUGCUAAUUCCAGAGGUCCGUUCCAAAAAUAUCUACGAUUAAAUAACCGUGUCCGAUGGUUAUAUGGAAACCUUUAUAACCCAGGAACCAGAUGUUAGCGCUAUUCAUCGGAUAAAUCAUUGUCCUACCAGUCAGUGUUAGGGAGACCACCGUAAAUGACGCGUGUCAAACAGAAUCUAAGCUCAAGUGGAUAGAGCCCCCGCCCUGUGUUUGGGAGGUCAUAGGUUCGAAUCCUGUCGGGGACUCAGAGUUUUCCUUUGUCCCACGCUCGUGACAUGCUGAUCACUUCAUUUUUACAUUUGCUUCAUUGAGCUUAAAAUAUACCAUCUUUCAUUCUUUCACCAUACCGUAAAUGAGUUAUCCACUGGAUACUGACCAAUACACGACGAGUAUUUGAAAUUAUUAUGUAUCGUACUCACCAUUUGUCUUCUCGUUGGAGAGCCUACAGUUAAUUUUGAAAAUCAGCGCAACCUACAGUUCAUACUGACUAAUCUGUAGGUUGCGAGCGCAAUGCAUGAGUUCCAAGAGUUAUGUCAGACUGUCCCUCAUGCGAUGCUCUGUUUGUCCUUAUUUUCUUCAAAACAAUGUGUAAUAAAACAAUUAUUAGAUUUGGCUCGGCUAAUAACACUUUUUGUCUUAUCUCGACUGCCUUGCUGCGGCUACGGUCCUUUUCUGCUAAAGCAGGCUUUUCAACGACCACGCUAUGCCCUGCAUUCCAUACAGAUAAUUUCGUCUUGGACUAUAUAACUGACUGGACUCUGUGGUCAACUGACUCGCGUUCGACUAACCAAUUCACAAACACAUUCUUUUUGCAGAAAAAGCUGUGGUAUACAACUUUAUGGAUACAUUGUCUAAGGCAAACUCAAAGCCCGUCCCUACAAGACCUGUUACACCCAAACCAGAGGAGAAAAGACCACCUCGGCCACAAUUCUCUAAAGAACUUUACUUCCAACAGAGAGCAAAGAGUGCUCGCUCACAAAGAGUAACUGAACGUCCAUCGCUACCUCCGCGUCCUAAAUCUGUUGGAUCCAUUAGGUAAGGAGUUUAUUUAUCAAGAUUGAGAUAAAUGUCAAAGGUGUACUUUCAUUACAGACAGCAAGCAGCCUCUUUAAAUUUAAAGGAGCUGUGUCACGAAAUUCAGCCAAAUUAGGAAAUUGCAAAAUGCCUGUUUAAUUAAGAGAAACAUAAAAAUAACCGCUUAAAACUUUAAAGGAAGGUUAAAACAACAUAACAGAAACAACAGAUGCCACGGAUGGGCAAAACUGAAGAAGAUUGAAACGGAUUGAAAUUAGGGUUUUUGAAAACUGUUCAGCCUAACAGUUUUUCAAAGUUGAUCCCUGCUGCUUGCAACUUCAAAAAUAAUGCUCUGGAGACAUAUUUGUAUGUCUCGGAUCUCUGAUUUGUCAUUUAGAUGUAAUUUCUUUGCUUACUUUAGCGAUUGAGGGCGAGUAAUUUGCAAAAUUUAUCAAAAUGAACCGGACUGCCGGACACAGCCCCUUUAAUGGGGCAACAAAGGGGCGCGGAGCAGCGAGCAUGGAAGCUGCAAGAAACAAGAACGAAUGCAGGGGUUUGAGAAAGAGCACGUUGUGUCGGCAACAAAACAAGCAAAAAUUCAGGUCGUGGAAAUUUCUAAAUAGAAAGAACAAUAGGUGGGGUGAAUAUCUUAGUCAACUUGACAUGAGUUGCGAGUAUUCUUGGUUCUGCAUUCCACAGAAUCUCUCCCAUUUGCGCAUGCUUUAUAGUAUGUUCCUAUUUGGAACUUACGAGUUGCCUGUGCUGUUGCCUGUUAAGGUGGAAUUCUACCGUCGCGCAAUAAUCACGCGCAUAGGCAAGUAAAUAUCUCGCUCAAACUUAUACGUUUACGAGCGGCCUUUCAAAACAUUGCCUUUAUAUUAUUUACGCACGUAAACAUUACUCCACGGUAGAAGUCAACCCCUGAGACUUACCUUUUAGGGUGGAGAGAGACGACACGACAAAUAUUAGGGACUUUAAGAUACCACAACAGCGACGAUAAUGAGAACGUCAAAAAAGAGAUUGAAAGAAUGCAAAUUCAAUAUUUAAGCGACGUUUUCGUAGCCGUCGCCCUCCAUUACAAAGAUUUCGCUUGCAACCCCUCAGGUUAUUGUCUUGGGCGAAUACAUGAAUUUAGGAAACUAUUCUACAAAUGUAUAGUCAUAUUCAGCUCAGUGUCAGAACCACUUUGGUUUUUAUAACUUUCUUUCUUACGUUUUCAUCCUUUUUGUGGGCAAAUUUCAGAGAAGAAGAUAAGGCGUUGGACGAAACAGAAAAUCAUUUCACAGAGCAUGCGCGCCACCACCACCAUCAUCACCUUAAUCACACUGAAGGCAAAUGUGAAUUCUGUGAUUAUCUCAGAGUGAAGAGGUUACUGGAACACCUUAACAAGUGAGUGUUUCAAAUUCUAGAGUGGCUCAUAAGGAUAUUUUGCUUGAAGCUGCUACAACGGUAGCGCUGAGACUUCAUUAUCACUAUAGCUAGUAUUUCUUUGGAAAAUAAAAAAGGUUAGCCCUCUUUUACUGUUGAUAACCCCUACCGUUGUUACGGAAACCACAAAAUGCGCAGUCGAUUUUUACAAAAGUGCUAAGUUCUUCUGAAAAAAAUGGAACCUCGUGUAUUAUAACCUUUACAUAAUUCUAAAUUCUCCUUUUAGGUAUGGAUCACAUGGCUUAGGUGAAGCUACACUCAGUCAUUUGCUGAAGCCCCGAGUGGAUCCUUCAUAUAAUCCAUCGUACGAGGAUUAUGAUUACGUACAUGACAACUCAUUCUUCACAAAUACCAACACAAGAGAUCGAGGUUAUUUUAUCAUAGCCCCUGACUGGGUAUCUGAAAGAAAAGGUAUCCUUUCCACUCAUUACCAGUGAGUGAACCAAAGAUCAUCAAGCAGUUGACAUUUUCAGCGAUUUAUUUUACUCAAAGGGACUAUGUCAGGCUAUUUACUAUCUUUUCAAAAAGCUAAAACCUUUUUCGCAUAAACUGUGUUCUUAAAAUAAUAGCCGCGGUUCAGUUUUGUUAGUUAAAGACUACAUUUAGGCAGUGCAACUGUUUCCUUGCGUCUGUUGUAACGGAUGGCAAGGAUGGACAUAGAUUGAAACUUUGAAAAGUUGGGCCAACCUUUAGUCAAGUUUUAGGCAAUGCCUGCAAAAUUCACCAAAACAUCUGGGCCGGGUUCCUGAAAGACCGAUUAGCGCUAAUGCAGGAUUAAAAUGUUGUUCCGUUAUUGUAUUUUACCUUCCUACAAAACGCUUAGAGUAACAAUUUGUGUUAUUAUUACUGUAUUUCGGAGUGAAGGUUAAAUAGUAUUUUUAAGCCCGAGUUGCAUGUUUUUAGACAAGAAAACCUUGCCUAAAAUUUAGCUUAAUCCUGAUAUAAAGUUAACCGUCUUUCGAGGAACCAGGCCCUGAUCGUAAUUAUUGUUUGUUUGAUAUCCUCUUCGUAACUGAACAGGAGCAUUCUGUGUAUGGUAAAAGUAGUUGAGUAAUGACUUUAGCAUAGAAUUGAUCAAAAAAGGCAAUAUCUUCAAAACCUUUUAACAGGUCUAUGAAAACUUCGACUCAAACGAAUGUAGCCGUUACAAAAAACAUCGUGCUGCUUAUCAAGAAUGAAGUCAAGUCCUUUUGUGUUUGUAAUCGCAUACGAACUUUCGCGUUCACGGCCUCUUUCCUCGCGUACAUCCUUUUGCCCUCGUUAACACUUUGCUUGAGAGGAUAAUUUCUAAAAAAAAAAAAGCAUCUUUCUCGUGUUAACAACCCUAAACGUUUAAGUUUAUUUGCGUUUACAAACUUCACCGGACUCGUAUGAACAACAUAGCGGUCAGUCUUAGCUUCUGGCUUUUCAGGCGUAAAAAUGAAAGAGAAAUAGUGGAUUCAACGGUACUGAACCAGUAUUUUGUCAACUCUUUCUCCGCCCCACUAAGCAGAUAGAUUUCUGGAUAUUUCUUCUAGUUAAAAUAAGUAACAAUGACUUCCGCAAAACCAAGAAAGAUCCAGCUGUUAAUUGUCGCAAACUCUUCUGCUUUUAAUGAGUGUUGUUCGUAAAAACCAAAUGAAGUUUUAUUAAUUCCUUCAGGCAUUUUUUACUUUUUUCGCAAGUUGCUUUUUAUUGUGCAAACAAACAGAGAAACAAGUUCAAUAUAAUUAAUAUAUUUCCAACCCCUCACGAUUUGUUCGAGCAACAUCUUGAAAUCGUCACAAAAACGACUUUAUGAAAUAACAUAGGGCUAUUUAUUUGAACAAUAGAUGUAUUUUUCUUAAGUGUAAAUAGUUCACUAUAGAGG
This is a messenger RNA of Porites evermanni, 8450 nucleotides long. NCBI's taxonomy places the organism in Eukaryota, Metazoa, Cnidaria, Anthozoa, Scleractinia, Poritidae. The record is from the annotation of a GenBank genome assembly.